GCCCGAUAGUUGCCCCACUUGGUACUUGCUCCUGCUUUCUUUUGCCAUGGUUCUGGGCGACAUCACUAACACGCGGCUUCAGAGGACUCCUGGCAAGCCAAAGCCCGCUCAGGUGUAUGUGUUCCGAGAGGAGGGCGAGAAGGCUGCCUGGGCCAACGCCCUCCAUGAGCAGGAGCAGCGAUUGGAGGCGCUGCGGGAUCAGCUCAAGCCGCUGCGGGCACAAGUCAAGGAGCUGCGCCGGAAGAAGGCGGAGGCGGAGCAGCAGAUGGCCGUGAGGCAGAAGGAGCAGCGCCUCCACACCCAGGACGCGGAGCUCCGGAUCUUCGAGCUCCACGAAGGUGAGGCUGGUCUCUCGGCCCAGCUUCAGCUGCUCUUGGAGGAGCUUCGCCCGGAGGAGCAGAUGCAAGAGCGCCUCAACCAGGGGCUUCAGGCUAAGGAGGCGGCGCUCAUGGAGGAUCGGAACAAGGUGGAAGAGCUGGUGGCCGAGAAGGCCGCCCGGGAGGCGGAGGGCCACGCCAAGAUCCGCCGCGCCUCUGCCUUGGCGGCGGGCGCCCACGCAGAGCGCGGGGCGCAGCGGCGCCGAAGCGAGGUGCUGGCAGACAAUCUGCCACGGGCCAGGGCGCUGCACAAUAGUUACCUCAACCUCAAGGGCAAUAUUCGGGUCUUCUGCCGAUUCCGGCCGCGGCUGCCCAAUGAGGCAGAGGAGGCCAAGGUGGACUUCCAUGGGGAUGAGCAGAGCAUCACCCUGCAAUCUGAGAUGCUGAAGAGCGUCACAGGCUUGUCUGAGCACUGCAACUCCUACGACUUCCACUUCGACCACAUCUUCACCCCCCAAAGUUCGCAGGCCGAGGUCUUCGAGGAGUUGGCCAUGCUGGUGCAGUCCGCCUUAGAUGGUUACCGGGUCGCCAUCUUUGCCUAUGGGCAGACAGGCGGCGGCAAGACCUAUACCAUGGACGGCCCAGCGCCCAUGUCGGAGACCUCCGGCGAGAGCCGGGGCGUGAUCCCACGCACGGUGGACCUAAUCUUUCAAGAGGUCCAGGAGCUGAGCUCCAAAGGCUGGAGCUUCGAGGUGCGAUGUACUCUGCUGGAGGUCUACAACGAGUCGGUGUUCGACAUCCUGGCUUCGCGGCAGAAGUUGGACAUGGGAAAGGAGACCAACCGAGCAGCUGGCACGGAUGGCCGACAGGCCAUCGAGCACUUCACCAGUCGCCCGGUCAGCGAUGCAGCUCAGGUGCACCGGUUGCUGGCGAAGGCCGCCCGGGAGAGGCACGUGUCCAGCACCGCGCUAAACGACCGCUCCAGCCGGUCCCAUAGCGUUUUCCAGUUGUCUCUGGAAGGAUUCAGACAUGGGGGUGAAAGCGUGUCGGGCCUGCUGUCGCUGGUGGACCUCGCCGGCUCGGAGCGCGUGAGCGCGUCGAUGGUGUCCGGGGAUCGGCUCAAGGAGGCCCAGUACAUCAACCGCUCGCUCUCCGCCUUGGGCGAUGUCGUGGAAGCCUUGAAGAGGAAGAAGCCUGGGAGCCAUGUCCCAUACCGGAACUCCCGCCUGACAAUGCUGCUGAAAGACUCCCUUGGCGGCGAUGCUAAGGCGCUGAUGUUCGUGAACGUGUCGCCCUGCCUGAGUCAGCUGCCAGAGACGCUGUCCUCCCUGCGCUUUGCGGCCAAGGUUCACGCGUGCGAGGUGGGCUUGGCAAGGCGCCAUGUGGAGGACGCAAGCAGGGCAAAGGAGAGCAGGUCAUAGCUUCAUGAUCCAGGCUUACCAUGGUCUGGCAAAUUCGGGUUUCACCUUUGCAUCAGCUUCAGCCCCAGGCAAAUCUUGUAAAGCCCAA
Effrenium voratum is the source of this 1826-nucleotide messenger RNA. Lineage: Eukaryota; Dinophyceae; Suessiales; Symbiodiniaceae. The record is from the annotation of a GenBank genome assembly.